AUGACCGCCUUUUUUUUCUCGUCAUUUUGGCACCAUGUGCAUUUAGAUGCAUCAGAUGGUCGAGGAGAAAUCGCUGUUGCAAAGGAAAAAGUAGCUUUUUCGAGCUACUAUUUAAACCGUAUCCUGCUUAGCGCCAAGAUUCCCUCUUUUGGACGCCAAGACGGGUAUUUUUUUGUAUUCUGGCCUAUUAUAGACAGAUACGCCGCGCCUUCCUCGCUUACGGCGUUGGGUGGGCCUAUGGACUAUGACCUUUGGUGCGGAUCUUCCAUGUCACUAGGGCCCACAACAACGCUCGAGCUCUGA
Neurospora crassa OR74A is the source of this 303-nucleotide messenger RNA. RefSeq lists its product as hypothetical. The coding region runs from base 1 to 303 and encodes 100 amino acids. Lineage: Eukaryota; Fungi; Ascomycota; Sordariomycetes; Sordariales; Sordariaceae. The record is from RefSeq and is a predicted model, not a curated record. The transcript has a single exon.